AUGAGCACUAGCUACCCGACAGAUUCUCUACCAAUGUUGCCACAGUCGGCGCUAACACAAGCCGCUGCAGCUGCUGCCGCCGCUAUACCAUUCAGUUUAGGAGGUGGUGAAACACCUGAUGCUAAUGAUUAUCCAGUCCAUCUUCCUUUAUCACCAAAUCUUAUGCGUAAUCUGGGUGAUCGUUCGUAUGACAAACGCAAAGGUGCGGCCAUGGAACUCGAGAAUCUCAUCAAGCAAUUGCAAGAAAAUGCUGCAUCAAUCGAAUUUCAUCAGCAGCAUCAGAUGCAACUCAAUCCAGAUGCCUCUGAUAUUCUUACAUCCGGAACUGACAGUGAAAGUGCUACGAACUCACAAACUGCAAUGAGUAACAAUCCUAGUCGUCAACGCAUUCCUGCAAUAAUUGAGCUUUUAGGACAUGAUUUUGCGUGCUCAACUAAUGCAAAUCAUCGAAAAGGCGGAUUGAUUGGGCUCGCAGCUACAGCUAUUGGUCUCAUGCACGACGCUCACUUGUAUUUGGAUAAAUUACUGCCUCCAGUAUUGCACUGCUUUGACGAUCCUGAGAGUCGUGUACGCUAUUAUGCAUGUGAAAGUUUGUACAAUAUUGCUAAAGUGGCUCGAGGUCAUAUUUUGCAAUAUUUUAAUCAAAUAUUUGAUGGAUUGUGCAAAUUGUUUGCUGACGUGGAUGUGGAUGUGAAGAAUGGGGCGAAUUUAUUGGAUCGACUCGUAAAAGAUAUUGUGACAGAAAGUGAAUACUUUGACGUCGAUAUGUUUAUUCCGUUACUUCACAAGUACAUUCGCAUGACAAAUCCGUACAUUCGACAGUUAUUAGUAGGAUGGAUCACAGUCUUGGAUUCAGUCCCAGACAUUGACAUGUUGGACUGGCUUCCGGAGUUUCUUGAUGGAUUGUUCAACAUGUUAAGUGAUGGAAAUCGAGAGAUUCGACAGGCUGCAGACAGCGCAUUGGCCGAGUUUUUAAGAGAGAUUAAACAAACCGAAGAUGUUGAGUUUGGACGAAUGGUUGAUAUUCUUGUGGGACAGUGUAAUAGCAAAGAGAGAUUCAAUCGACUUACAGCUGUGAGUUGGGUACAUGAGUUUGUAAACUUGGGUCGUGAGAAACUCGUUGAGUUUUAUGCUAAUUUGUUAGCUGCGAUCAUGCAUUGUAUCUCGGAUGCUGAGCACGAGAUUAGACAAGUAGCAGAGCGCGCGAAUGACGAUUUGUUACAGCUUGUCAAGUCUACAACCGGAAACGUGGAACUUUUACCUUUGAUGCAAAAACUCACGACAGAAUUGAGUAGUGACCACGUUCCGACUCGAAUGGCAGCAUUGCGCUGGAUUUCAAUGCUACUUGAAAAGUAUCCGAAUCAAUUGUCUGCCCAUAUCGGUCAAUUGUUACCGGCGUUACUUCGAACGUUGUCUGACACAUCCGACAGCGUUGUGUUGCUGGAUUUGGAAGUUUUGGCGCGUAUUUCGCUGAACAAAGUUGAGUUUGAAAAGGUUCUUAACGCCAUCUUGUUGCUUUUCGCACAAGAUCGACGUUUGCUUGAACUGCGUGGAAGUAUGAUUGUUCGAAAAUUAUGUGUGUUAUUGGAUUCCAAGAGUAUAUAUCUCAUUUUUGCUAAGGUUUUAGGCACCGAAGCGAUCUAUCUCGAUAGUCACUCUGACAGUGAAUUUGCUGCAGUGAUGGUACAGACACUAAACCUCAUUCUAUUGACUGCAAAUGAGCUCGAACAUCUUCGUGAUAUCCUACGUCGUAGUUUUCAACCUCGUGCGUCCGAUGAUGAUAUUGCCGUAUUUACAGCUCUAUUCCAAUCAUGGUGUCAUAAUCCCGUUGCUGCUUACAGUUUAUGCUUGCUGGCCCAAUCGUACUCGCUGUCGGCAGCGUUGAUCAGUAAAUUUGCCGAAAUCGAUGCUUCUGUCGGCUUUCUCAUGCAAAUUGACAAACUCGUGCAGUUGCUCGAGUCGCCCAUUUUUAUUCACAUGCGUCUUCAGCUCCUUGAGAUCCACGAAAAGUUUCAUACCGACUUAGUGAAAAGUUUAUAUGGGCUAUUAAUGUUGUUACCACAAAGUGCUGCUUUUCGUGUCUUACGAGAUCGACUUGCAAGUGUCACGAGCAUGGCUACUACUAUCGGCCGAAUGGAUUUGAUCAACAACGUUCGUGGGCUUCAAAAGGAUAAAGAGACAGUGGUGAGCUCAAGUGAUAAUGUCCUAGCUUCGACUACUUCUCGCGUUGAUGUGAAUGCGCUACUUGCUCAUUUCGAAACGGUACAGUCGAAACACACGGAGCUUCGAAAGAAAGGUUUGAACACUCUUGCGAGAGUCUAG
Molecule: messenger RNA, 2322 nt
Organism: Plasmopara halstedii
Lineage: Eukaryota; Oomycota; Peronosporomycetes; Peronosporales; Peronosporaceae
Product: vac14 family protein
Exons: 1
Coding region: 1-2322 (773 amino acids)
Biological process (GO): phosphatidylinositol biosynthetic process; positive regulation of kinase activity
Cellular component (GO): endosome membrane; PAS complex
Source: RefSeq, a predicted model, not a curated record